AUGUCGCCGCUCCCACAAUUUAAACAUCGAGCUGUUACUUACCCAAAAACUAAUUAUUCACGCAGUCAUCCCCUCUACGCAGAUACAUUCGAAUUUAAACAUCGAGCUGUUACUUACCCAAAAACUAAUUAUUCACGCAGUCAUCCCCUGUACGCAGAUACAUUCGAAUUUAAACAUCGAGCUGUUACUUACCCAAAAACUAAUUAUUCACGCAGUCAUCCCCUGUACGCAGAUACAUUCGAAUUUAAACAUCGAGCUGUUACUUACCCAAAAACUAAUUAUUCACGCAGUCAUCCCCUGUACGCAUAUAGUUUCGAAUUUAAACAUCGAGCUGUUGCUUACCCAAAAACUAAUUAUUCACGCAGUCAUCCCCUGUACGCAGAUACAUUCGAAUUUAAACAUCGAGCUGUUACUUACCCAAAAACUAAUUAUUCACGCAGUCAUCCCCUGUACGCAGAUACAUUCGAAUUUAAACAUCGAGCUGUUACUUACCCAAAAACUAAUUAUUCACGCAGUCAUCCCCUGUACGCAGAUACAUUCGAAUUUAAACAUCGAGCUGUUACUUACCCAAAAACUAAUUAUUCACGCAGUCAUCCCCUGUACGCAGAUACAUUCGAAUUUAAACAUCGAGCUGUUACUUACCCAAAAACUAAUUAUUCACGCAGUCAUCCCCUGUACGCAGAUACAUUCGAAUUUAAACAUCGAGCUGUUACUUACCCAAAAACUAAUUAUUCACGCAGUCAUCCCCUGUACGCAGAUACAUUCGAAUUUAAACAUCGAGCUGUUACUUACCGAAAAACUAAUUAUUCACGCAGUCAUCCCCUGUACGCAGAUACAUUCGAAUUUAAACAUCGAGCUGUUACUUACCCAAAAACUAAUUAUUCACGCAGUCAUCCCCUGUACGCAGAUACAUUCGAAUUUAAACAUCGAGCUGUUACUUACCCAAAAACUAAUUAUUCACGCAGUCAUCCCCUGUACGCAGAUACAUUCGAAUUUAAACAUCGAGCUGUUACUUACCCAAAAACUAAUUAUUCACGCAGUCAUCCCCUGUACGCAGAUACAUUCGAAUUUAAACAUCGAGCUGUUACUUACCCAAAAACUAAUUAUUCACGCAGUCAUCCCCUGUACGCAGAUACAUUCGAAUUUAAACAUCGAGCUGUUACUUACCCAAAAACUAAUUAUUCACGCAGUCAUCCCCUGUACGCAGAUACAUUGGGUGUGAAGAAUGCUAUGUGCACAGCACUAGCGAUUUUCUUCUAG
Messenger RNA from Schistocerca americana (American grasshopper), 1260 nucleotides. RefSeq lists its product as uncharacterized. The transcript has 17 exons. Bases 1 to 1260 code for a protein of 419 amino acids. The record is from RefSeq and is a predicted model, not a curated record. Lineage: Eukaryota; Metazoa; Arthropoda; Insecta; Orthoptera; Acrididae.